AUGUGGUCCCAGAGGAACCAAAUCCCACCGAAAGUCAAUGUGGUCCCAGAGGAACUAACACGAAAAGUCAAUGUCAUCCAGAAGAACCAACCUCCCACGAAAAAGGAACCAACCUACCCGAAUGUCAAUGUGGUUUACAGAGGAACCAACAUCACUGAAGUUCUAUGUGGUCCCAGAGGAACCAACCUACACGAAAGUCAAUGUGGUUACAGAGGAACCAACCUCACUGAAGUUCUAUGUGGGUCCCAGAGAACCAACCACACGAAAGUCAAUGUGGUUACAGAGGAACUAACCUCACUGAAGUUCUAUGUGGUCCCAGAGGAACCAACCUCACACGAAAGUCAAUGUAAAGCUACAGAGGAACUAACCUCACUGAAGUUCUAUGUGGUCCCAGAGGAACCAACCUACACAAAAUUCUAUGUGGUCCCAGAGGAACCAACCUACACGAAAGUCAAUGUGGUUACAGAGGAACUAACCUCACUGAAGUUCUAUGUGGUCCCAGAGGAACCAACCUACACGAAAGUCAAUGUGUUUACAGAGGAACUAACCUCACUGAAGUUCUAUGUGGUCCCAGAGGAACCAACCUACACGAAAGUCAAUGUGGUUACAGAGGAACUAACCCUCACUGAAGUUCUAUGUGGUCCCAGAGGAACCAACCUCCCUGAAAGUCAAUGUGGUUACAGAGGAACUAACCUCACUGAAGUUCUAUGUGGUCCCAGAGGAACCAACCCACACGAAAGUCAAUGUGGCUACAGAGGAACCAACCUACUGAAGUUCUAUGUGGUCCCAGAGGAACCAACCUCACGAAGUUCAAUCCCAGAGGAACCAGCCUUAAGCAGGAGGAACUAA
Messenger RNA from Acanthosepion pharaonis, 849 nucleotides. NCBI's taxonomy places the organism in Eukaryota, Metazoa, Mollusca, Cephalopoda, Sepiida, Sepiidae. The record is from the annotation of a GenBank genome assembly.